AACCCGAGAGCUCAUUUCAUCCAUAGAAAUCAAGCCUCUAAGGACAGAAAAAUAAGAGUCUCGGUACACGAUAUCAAAUUGUUGGUAUAGUGGCCCCAUAAACAACGUAACGUCGUCCGGCAUGGACCGAACCGAAGGUUCCCGACGGCCCGGACAUACAACCCAGCGGCUCGUCAUAAUGAAUAGCGACGACAUUUUGCGACGGAUUGCCAAGCCGACGCUAAAAACUCCAUUAAAUCACAACGUACGCCCGGGAGGAGGCUUUUGCCAGGCGGGGAGAUGUGCACAUACGCGUCUUGAUCAGCAGCCACAGUCUGUGCUUCAAGGUAAUCAUAGUAAGUAUAGAGCCUGCGCAUAUAACUAAGAAAUGGAAGAUAACCUUUGGGAGAAGCCAAGUACUGUUAAAUGAUGAUCGAUAUAUACUUAGCUUGCGUGAGAUCGAGCUAAUCACAACGUUCGUCAAGAGAAAAAGGACAGAACCUAGCAUGAAAAAGAGGAACUUGUCAAGUUAGCCAAGUUGACUGCCUGAAAACAUAAACAAGAUUUUUCAACUAUGCUUAGGAGCAGGCAAGUCAUCCUUGGCUACCAAACGAGCUCCUCUCUUCUUGCUAGACCUCUUCCCUCGAUCGUGUUUCUAAACUCGCUUGCUCCACUGCGUUGCUCACGGAUUCGGCUCAAGGAGUCUCUCCUUUUAUAGCUAGCUACGACGCGUUGUUUUAUGGGGGAACAAAAAGAUAUAUAUAAUUCAUUCUUGCUUUCGAUAUUCUGCCCGAUCCGGAAACUGUAACUUUCAUUCGUGACCAUUCUCUUAUUGUUCAUUCCUCCAUGAAAGUUUGAAAUGGAAUAUAUUCUCUGACCCUAGCUAUAUAUAGCUUUUUCUCCCAUAUCUGAGAUCUCGUCAGACCACAAUGGCUGACCUGUCUCUAGAAAGGAUUAAAGCAUAUUAUUAUAAAGUCGCAGAAUUGAACAUGCAUGGGCCUCAAAAAGUUUGCGGGCUCAUACGAGUGCUGUUGUGUGCCUCCUCGCGAAACGUAGAGCCGUCGCAGCUUGGCCAUGACUGUCUGACAACAAGUGGUGGGAUGGAUGUCGAAAUCAUCUUCUCAGAAAUUGAGUGCCCCAACAAUUCCACUGACAACAAGUGGUGGUGAGAUCAUAUACCUCUACUUUCGAGAGGAUGAAAAUUUGGAAAGGUAGAGAAAAUAUUGUUUUACGGAGAAAAAUGAAGAAAAAGUAGAAUUUUUUUUUGGACAAAGGAGAGUCUUUAUUGCAUUUUAACUCGUCAGUUACAAAGAGACAAUAAACCAACAUUCUGGUUCAACAAGAGGAAGGAAAAGGGAACUCGGUUACAAUCAAACCAUGAAAAGCAAAAGCAAGAACAGAGAACACAACACAGAUUGACAGCAACCAUCCAACAGAACAGAACCCUUGAAAAAAUCAGUACAUCAGAAAUCUCUCUUGCAAUCAACCACUUAGAAUGCAACAAGAGCGAAAUCAGCUUGUCCGAUCAACUCGAAAUCCAUGGCUAGGGAUCACAUCAACCAUAUGCCGCCUCCUGGGGAUGACUCAAAGGCAUCCAUCACGGUGAAUCCUAGAAACAAGAUUGCAUGGCGAUGGAUAAGGAUAUGAACGGAUUGCUCCAAGCUGACAGAGGCAGAGGAAGCUGAGGCAGAGACAUCAUGUUUGAAGCGGAGCAGAAGAUCCCAAGGGAGCCACAAAUCUCCACGGAGAACACCGAUUACCAACCACAACCACCGGAGAAGACCCGACCCUCCACGAUCCGACGGCUCACCUCGCAACACAAACACACAGUGGAGGUCGGAAAGGGAAAGAAGAGAAUGGCUUCACCAAAGGAUGAGACCACCAACCUGGAAAGUAUACUGGUGGAGUCGUGGAGGCUUGCCUGGCCUGCCUAGGGAGAGAGAUCGAAGAAGAUGAAUGAACAAUGUUUAUCCAAUGAUUAUUAAAAAACACAAGGGUGGUAUAUGUUAAAUUCAACUCUAAACACAUAAAUUUUACACAUCAUAAAUCUAAUUUUCAAUCAAUAAUUUCUAAUGCCAUCUUAAAUCAUUCAUUUUCCAAAUUCAAAGAUUUGACUCAAACCUUCAUUUUCAAUUUUUUUUUGUUAUCCAAACGACGACAAGAUUAAAGGAAUGAACAACCACUUACAUCGAAAUUUACAUAAGGCUGCACAAAAUUUAUGAGAGUUUGUUCAUAUUAAGUGAACCGAUGAUAAACAAGUCGUAUUAUUAUACGUUAGGAGAACAAUGAAAAGGAAAGGCCUAUCAUGAAAGAGAAGGGCUUGUCAGAAUAGCCAAGGAGACCGCCUGGCGUUCAAAAAAGGUUUAAGGUUCAUUUAUGACCAAAAAACCAUAAUGAGAUAGCAGGCAAGUCAUCCUUGGCUAGCAAACUAAAACCCUUUUCUUCAUGUAAGACCCUCUUUCCUCCGCCUUACUACCCUUUUCCUUGAUCAGCUCCUCAUAAUGCCACUAUUAUUUUUUCGCUUUUUCACUAGAAUUGAUUUUUAGAAGAGAAGGCUUAACAUGAACGAGGAGAAUCUGUCAGCAUAGCCAAGAUGACUGCCUGACAAACAGAUUGAAAGGUGUCAAUUGAACCCAUAACAUGUUUGCAGGCAAGUCAUUCUUGGCUACCAAACAAGACUCUUCAUCUUCAUGUUAUGCCACUCUUCUGCUCGUCGUCAAGUGAUGGUCUUGGUUGUGGAGUAUACAAGCUUGCUGCAAUAUUUCCCUAUUUAUAGAUGAUGAGCAAGGAGGAAGCAUGCACUAAUGUUAAAAGCUGUCAAAUUCUAAUCGAUGAUGACCUUCCUCCUUUUCUUCAUUGCCUAAUGGGUUGCAUUGCGCCCAUUCCUCUGAGAAUAUAUUCCAAUACAGUUGACAAAACCAUGAGUUGCAUUUGGUGGAUUAUAUUCCAUGAUCUCCAACUCGAUCUCAAAGUCCCAUUGUGGACUUAAGGCUGGAAUUUGAAGCAUGUUUGAGUCUCGAAAUGGUCAACUACAGUGCAAAGUGACACUUGUGGAAUGUUGCUAGCCAAUAAAGCAUAUUUGCAUCGCAACUACGGUCUGCGUAUGUAUGGAACCUUUUUAGAUGAUUAGUGGUCUCCAAAAUUGAAAUUUAGAAUACAUGGAACCUUUUUAGAUGAUUAGUGGUCUCCAAAAUUGAAAUUUAGAAUACAGUGAGUGUUCGAGUUAGUCAAUAGAGUUGUAAUACCACAUUGAUGGGAGAAAGAAAGUAUAAGAUCUGCGUUUUUUGACCGUUUAAUUAAUUAAUUAAUUUUUAUAUUGAUUAAUUAAUGUUUGAAUAUUGUGAAAAGAAGUGUCCUUCCCGAAAGGUAACUUCUCUUUUUUCUAUGAAAGGAUGUGUCCUUUCGGUAAAGGUAACUACCUAUUUCUGUGAAAGGAUGUGUAUCUUCGGAAGGUAACUUUCAGUUUUCAAUUUUCACAACUAUAAAUAUUAGACUACCAUUACUCUUUUAAUACGUGAGAUUACUUCUUCUUCAUAUUUUCCUUCUCUAUUUCAUAAACACAGAAGUCUGCAAGAUUGCUCCUUCCAGACUUAGAAUUGAAGGGACUCCUGGGGGUAGUUUGCUCGAGCCUACCAGCAAUUUGUAGUGGGGGCAAAUAACACUCUAAGGAGACAAAGAUAAACUCCCAGCAAUUUGUCAAUAGCUCACUUGAAUUAUCAAGGAAACAAAGAUUAAAAAAAGUU
This is a messenger RNA of Linum trigynum, 3722 nucleotides long. The record is from the annotation of a GenBank genome assembly. NCBI's taxonomy places the organism in Eukaryota, Viridiplantae, Streptophyta, Magnoliopsida, Malpighiales, Linaceae.